AUGUAUUUCUUCAUGCUCUUCCUCAUUAUUAUUUUCGGGUCGCUCUGCCAUUUCUUCGACGUGCUCCUUCCUAGUAUUGCGUUCUUCCUUAUGAUAAUGCUUCUCCUCGGCCCAACAUUCGAUUAUUUGAUUCCGGCGAUGUUCGAAAAUCAUGUGCAUCUGGCGAUGUGCGCAAUCGUUUUCUCAUUGGCCACCUAUAUUCUCAUCGUCUUGUACCACACUGUGAAACGAGAAUUCCACCAACGCCGCAAUCAGCACUCAUCCGAUGACGAGCAAUUCGAUGGCGAUCCAUUAUAUUAA
Molecule: messenger RNA, 300 nt
Organism: Caenorhabditis bovis
Lineage: Eukaryota; Metazoa; Nematoda; Chromadorea; Rhabditida; Rhabditidae
Source: the annotation of a GenBank genome assembly